Salvia miltiorrhiza (redroot sage) is the source of this 2678-nucleotide messenger RNA. RefSeq lists its product as uncharacterized. The record is from RefSeq and is a predicted model, not a curated record. The transcript has 21 exons. Lineage: Eukaryota; Viridiplantae; Streptophyta; Magnoliopsida; Lamiales; Lamiaceae. Gene Ontology annotation, molecular function: ATP binding; ATP hydrolysis activity. Gene Ontology annotation, cellular component: mitochondrial outer membrane. Bases 33 to 2531 code for a protein of 832 amino acids.
AAUCUUGAGUUUAAAAAUAACAAAAAUACUGAAUGAUGAACAUAAAAAGUGGUUUUAUGAGAUUCAAUGCAAGAAAAUACUCUCUCAGAAGCUAUUUCAUUGGAAGAUGUUUGAGCUCUGCACCAAGAGCAAUAGCUCAUAAAAACUGUGGCCACUUGAUAGAGAGGUACCUGUCCAGUUCUCUGCUGUCAAUAGGCAUAUCUUCUGAUAGAAGGUGCACCAGCCUCGAUUCGAGGUCGAACACAAGCCAGAGAAGAAGAUAUCAGCUGAGGUUUUACAGCUCCGAAGCUGAUGUACAAAAUGCAGGUGGCGAUAAAGAGAAUAAGACUGAAGAAACGAGGCCAUCUCAAUUUUCAAGGCAAGGAGAAAUAAUUAGGGAUGAGUACUUGAGGAAGAUUGUUCCAUGGGAGAAAAUACCUGUCUCAUUUGACAAUUUUCCUUAUUACAUUGAUGAUAAAACUAAAUGUCUCCUCGUGGAAUGCGUGGCCUCACAUUUGAAACAGCAGAAACUCAGACAAUAUGGAAGUAGCUUGUCACAUUCAAGUAACAGAAUUCAGCUUCAGAGUAUUCCAGGUACGGAUCUGUACCGAGAGAGAGUGGUGAGUGCAGUGGCUCGGGAGUUGCAGGUUCCACUAUUGAAGCUUGAUAGCAGUGUAUGCCGGCUUACAAGUGAAGGUUUUGGAAAUUGGCGGCUUAAGAAAGGGGACAGAGUUAAGUACGUCGGAAAAAGAAGUUCCAUUGAAGAAGUGAACAACAGGAUAUUGUCUUCUGGUGAUCGAGGGGAGGUGCACGAAGUAAAAGGCAACAAAGUAGCAGUAAUCUUCAAUGUUUGCGGUCUGGAUAGAAACGAAGAAUUCAAGGAUGAGAAAAGCACAGAAACAACAGCAAAACAAGCACUAACUUGGCUUGAUGCAAAAGAUGUCAAACAUGAUGUUGCUCAAAUGCAUGAGUGCUUCAUUGCUAUGGAAUUGCUAUAUGAGGUGUUAGAGUCUGAGCAACCAAUUGUUGUCUAUUUUCCGGAUUCUUUCUUUUCAAAUGUAUGGGAAGGUUCAAAGUCAGAUCGUUCCACAUUUGUAAAUAAAGCGCAAAAGUUGUUUGGAAAAUUAUCAGGUCGCGUGGUUUUGAUCUGCGGGCAAAACAACAGCGAAGCUGGAUCAGAAGUUAUCAAGAAUUUCCCUGAUUCUUUGAAGAAAUAUAUUACGAAGUUAGAGGAAGCUACAGUUUCAGAUCAUCGAAUGAACAAGCUAUUCAAUAAUGUCAUGCUCAUAAAACCACCAAAGGUUGAAGGUUUGGAUGCGUUUAUCAAACAGAUGGAAGAAGACAGGAAAACUGUGGCAUCACAACGCAACUUAAGUUUAAUCCAUCAGGUGCUCGAGGAGAACAGGCUAUUAUGCACGGACUUGGAGCAAGAAAACACCACAGAUAUGGUGUUGACAAGAGAAGAAGUAGAGAAGAUUGUUUCUUGGGCUACAAACCAUUACCUAUCAUCAUGCCCCUUUCCUUGUGUUAAGGAGGAUUUAUUGCAUAUCCCUCGUGAGAGCCUUAAACUUGCGAUUUUGAGGUUUAAAGAAGAGCAACAACCAUCCCCAUCUUGUAGGAAGAUGGAGGAAGUUGCAAAAGACCAUGAGAGAGAUCUUGUUUCAGCAGUAGUUAGUGCAGCUGAUAUUGGUGUCAAGUUUGAUGAUGUUGGCGCCCUCGAACAUGUGAAGAAAACACUAUAUGAAACUGUGAUUCUCCCAUUGAAGAGGCCUGAGCUUUUCUCCCAUGGAAAUCUGGGAAAGCCUUGCAAAGGAGUACUGCUUUUCGGGCCUCCUGGGACGGGAAAGACACUAAUGGCAAAGGCUCUUGCGACCGAAGCAGGGGCUAAUUUCAUCAAUGUUACCACUGCAACUCUAACUAAUAUGUGGCUGGGAGAGACCGAAAGGCUUGUGAGGGCACUCUUCUCCAUUGCCAGAAAGCUGAGUCCUACAAUAAUAUUUGUGGAUGAGGUUGACAGUUUGCUCGGAAAUCGUGACCAUAGUAGUGUGCAUACUAAGAGUAGAUUGAAUGAGUUUAUGGCAGCUUGGGACGGUUUGAUCUCGAAAGACAGUGAGAGAAUUCUAGUGAUGGGAGCCACAAAUAGGCCAUUUGAUUUAGAUGAUGCUGUUCUUCGCCGCAUGCCAAGAAGGAUUUAUGUGGGGUUACCAGAUGCAGAGAAUCGUUGCAAGAUACUCAAGAUUCUUCUAAGUAAAGAAAAUGUAGAAGCAGAUUUCAGUGUGGAGCAACUUGCAGAGGCCACUGAAGGUUACUCAGGGGAUGAUCUAAAGAACCUCUGCGUUGCUGCAGCAUUUAGACCUGUCCAUGAAUUACUCCAACGAGAAACCAAGGGUGAGAAGUGUGAUGGAGGUCCAGCACUUAGACCACUCAACAUAGACGACUAUAUUCUUUCAAAAUCCAAGGUGAGACCAUCAAAUUCGUCCGAUGCAAGUAGCAUUAAGCAGCUGGAAGAAUGGAACAACAAAUAUGGUGAAGGAGAAAGCCAAGCCCUUUGAAUUAAUAAUUUAAAUUUAGUUUUAUCAUUUAUUUUUAAAAACAAAGUUAUUGCAUAUGCUGAUUAGGAUCUUUUCAAUCAUUUCCAUAUUCGAUGCAUAAGUUAAGAUAACACAUUUAUAACUUGUAUAUAUAUAUAUUUUUGUUCA